AUGGCCGCCCCCGCCGCUGGCCCUGGUGCGCCCCUGUCCCUGGACGAAUUGCUUCUGAAAGGCGAUGCUGAGAAGACUGAGGAGGAGCUGGAAGAGGAAGACGACGAGGAGCUAGAUGAAACCCUGUCGGAGAGACCAUGGGGUCUGAUGGAAAUGUUUCCCGAGAAGGUCCUCUCCCUCUUUGUGACUCAGAAAAUGUACAGGUUUUCCAGGGCAGCCUUAUGGAUUGGGACUACUUCCUUCACGAUCCUGGUUGGUUCUAUUGUCUUUGAGACUGAGAAGUUGCAAAUGGGGCAACAGCAGCAACUGCAGCAACGGCAGAUGCUUCUAGGUCCCAACACAGAGUUGUUAGCAGGAAUGCCAGAGGCUCUACCUUCACUUCCUGGAAAGAUAAUAGUUACUUCUAUACUUGAUCCAUCUUGGUCGGAGAAGUUUGAAGAUUUGAUAGUGUUUGAACUGCUGAUUAUUUGGAUUUUUUUUCUUUUAACUUUGCACAUUGAUCUAAGAUCAGUCUUGUCCCAUGGAAAUUCCCAACUUGCACAUGUGUCCUCCACACCAUCCUGA
Molecule: messenger RNA, 564 nt
Organism: Manis javanica (Malayan pangolin)
Lineage: Eukaryota; Metazoa; Chordata; Mammalia; Pholidota; Manidae
Source: RefSeq, a predicted model, not a curated record